Messenger RNA from Cyclocybe aegerita, 372 nucleotides. Lineage: Eukaryota; Fungi; Basidiomycota; Agaricomycetes; Agaricales; Hemipholiotaceae. The record is from the annotation of a GenBank genome assembly.
AUGGAUGCGCUACGCUCUCGAGCUGCGCACUCAGUCCUGGAUUUGUGGAGUUCCACUUUCCAGGAUCCAACCUACCGAGGCUCUGAAUUCUUAGAGCUUCAACAGCCUGAUGGGCGGCCGCUACAGCCAUCGUACCUCAAUGGGGGACCUUGGCUUUCAACCUUCGGACACAGUAUCACUGAGUUCGCUCGCGUUUGCUGGUGUAUAACUGGCCACACGCCCAUUGGAGCGUACUACCAACGCUUCAAGAUCAACAAGCCUCAUGGCUGCACUUGCAGGGCUGCUCUGCAGUCCUGUCAGGAUAUUGCAUCAUUUAUGAAGUACAACCCUACGGCAUUUAGGUUCAACCGAGACCCCUCAGGUGUCGGAUAA